Molecule: messenger RNA, 2617 nt
Organism: Urocitellus parryii (Arctic ground squirrel)
Lineage: Eukaryota; Metazoa; Chordata; Mammalia; Rodentia; Sciuridae
Gene: Mad1l1
Product: mitotic arrest deficient 1 like 1
Biological process (GO): attachment of mitotic spindle microtubules to kinetochore; mitotic spindle assembly checkpoint signaling
Cellular component (GO): nuclear envelope; kinetochore; mitotic spindle
Source: RefSeq, a predicted model, not a curated record
GGAGGGAGAUCCGAGCAGCGGCGGCAAGCGCGAGCAGGCGACUGAGAAGGAAAGUGACCAUGGAAGACCUGGGGGAGAACACCACUGUCUUGUCUACCCUGAGAUCUCUGAAUAACUUCAUUUCUCAGCGAGUGGAGGGAGGAUCCGGUCUGGAUGUGUCCACCUCUGCCCCAGGUUCUUUGCAGAUGCAGUACCAGCAGAGCAUGCAGUUGGAGGAAAGAGCAGAGCAGAUCCGUUCGAAGUCCUACCUCAUCCAGGUGGAGCGGGAGAAGAUGCAGAUGGAGCUGAGUCACAAGAGGGCUCGAGUGGAGCUGGAGCGGGCAGCCAACACCAACGCCAGGAACUAUGAGCGUGAGGUUGACCGCAACCAGGAGCUCUUGGCGCGUAUUCGGCAGCUUCAGGAGCGGGAGGCUGAGGCCGAGGAGAAGAUGCAAGAGCAACUGGAGCGCCAUAAGCUGUGCAAACAGAGCCUGGACGCUGCCAGCCAGCAGUUGCGGGAAAAGGAAGAUGGCCUGGCCACAGCCAGCGAGACCAUCAAUGUGUUAAAGGGUCGUGUCUCAGAGCUGCAAUGGAGUUUGAUGGACCAGGAGGUGCAGGUGAAGCGGUUGGAGUCUGAGAAGCAGGAGCUGAAGGAGCAGCUUGAACUGCAGCUCAGGAAAUGUCAGGAAGUUAAUCAGAAAAUUCAGGAACUUCAGGCUAGCCAAGAAGCAAGAACAGACCAAGAACAGAAGAUUAAGGACCUGGAGCAGAAACUGUGCCUGCAGGAGCAGGAUGCUGCCGUGGUGCGGAGCAUGAAGUCUGAGCUGCUGCGGCUUCCCAGGAUGGAGCGGGAGCUAAAGCGGCUGCGGGAGGACAAUGCACACCUGCGGGAGAUGAGGGAGACCAACGGGUUGCUCACAGAGGAGCUGGAGGGACUUCAGAGGAGGCUGGGCCGCCAGGAGAAGAUGCAGGAAACUCUGGUUGACUUAGAACUGGAGAAGGAGAGGCUGCUGGCGAAGCUGCAAAGCUGGGAGAAUCUGGACCACACCAUGGGCUUGGACCUCAGGACUCCAGAGGACCUCUCCAGAUUUGUCGUUGAGCUGCAACAGCGAGAACUUGCCCUGAAGGAGAAGAACAGUGCCAUUGCCAGCAGUGCCCGGGGACUGGAGAAGGCCCAGCAGCAGCUCCAGGAGGAGGUCCGGCAAGUCAGUAGCCAGCUGCUAGAGGAGAGGAAGAAGCGGGAGACCCAUGAGGCACUGGCCCGGAGGCUCCAGAAGCGUGUUCUAUUGCUGACCAAGGAGCGGGAUGGCAUGCGUGCCAUCCUGGGGUCCUAUGACAGUGAGAUGACCCAGGCUGAGUACUCACCCCAGCUGACACGGCGCGUGCGGGAGGCUGAAGACAUGGUGCAGAAGGUGCAUGCUCACAGUACGGAGAUGGAGGCUCAGUUGACGCAGGCUCUGGAGGAACUGGGAGGCCAGAAACAGAGAGCUGACAUGUUGGAGAUGGAGCUGAAGAUGCUAAAGUCCCAGCCAGGCUCUGCUGAGUUGAGCUUCCCGUUCUGCAGAGAGGAGGUGGACACACUCAGGUUGAAGGUGGAGGAGCUGGAGGGGGAGCGGAGUCGCCUGGAGCAAGAGAAGAAGAUGCUGGAGCUUCAGCUGGAGAGGUGCACCCUGCAGGGUGACUACGACCAGAGCAGAACCAAAGUGCUGCACAUGAGCAUGAACCCCACCAGCGCGGCCAAGAAGCGUCUGCGCGAAGACCGGGACCAGCUGGAGGAGGAGUGUGAGCGUCUUCGGGGGCUCGUGCGUGCUCUGGAGAGAGGGGGCCCCAUCCCCGCUGACCUGGAGGCCAGCAGCAGCCUGCCUUCAUCGAAGGAGGUGGCAGAGCUGCGGAAACAGGUGGAGAGCGCCGAGCUGAAGAACCAGCGGCUCAAGGAGGUUUUCCAGACCAAGAUCCAGGAGUUCCGCAAGGUCUGCUACACGCUGACGGGCUACCAGAUAGAUGUCACCACAGAGAGUCAGUACCGACUCACCUCCCAGUAUGCGGAACACAAGACAGACUGCCUCAUCUUCAAGGCCACGGGACCCUCGGGCUCCAAGAUGCAGCUGCUGGAGACCGAGUUCUCGCGCUCUGUGCCGGAGCUCAUCGAGCUGCACCUGCUCCGCCAGGACAGCAUCCCGGCCUUCCUCAGCUCCCUCACCCUCGACCUCUUCAGCCGCCAGACCGCAGCCUAGCCCGCCGCCUGACCGCAGCCAGUGCUGGCCGGCAUGGCGCCCCAAGCCCCAAGCCCCGGGCCAGACCGUGAUGUACGGCGUGCCUGGGCCUCCAGCUCUGCCUCACACCCCUGACAGCAGUGAUGAAGUAACCAGGAAGGUGCUGGCCCUGCCCUGCCUCCUCUGUCACAGCACCUGCCCGGAGAGGACAGUGUCUACCCAGGUCCCCAUCUCCCUCCUGCCACUGCACCCUGCUCUAGAGUCAGGCCUGAGGGAGCUGCUCGGUGGCACCUCCGUACCCUCUCCUCAGAUGUCCUCACACCAGCCACCUGACCCCGAUGCUGUGCUGUUCAGAGUCCUAUCUGUCCUGGAGCCUGGCCAUUGGCCUGAAGCAAGGAGCCCAAUUUGUCACCUUGUGAAAUAAA